This is a messenger RNA of Schistocerca piceifrons (Central American locust), 909 nucleotides long. RefSeq lists its product as uncharacterized. The record is from RefSeq and is a predicted model, not a curated record. Lineage: Eukaryota; Metazoa; Arthropoda; Insecta; Orthoptera; Acrididae. The transcript has 3 exons. The coding region runs from base 1 to 909 and encodes 302 amino acids.
AUGACGAACCGGCGCCAACUACCAGACAAUGACUUGGAUAUAUCUUGUGGUGACGUUUCUCGCGCCCAGGAGCGCAUGCUCGUGCGAAUGUACAAGCUUGCUCGUGGGGGCGACUACCAUGGUCGAGAGGACGAAGUAGCAGCCGUGCUUGCCUACCGCAGGAUCCGGAAGGCUGCUGCACUGCCGGGCACGCGGCGACGAGAGGCGGGUGAGCCGGUGGGGGCCUCGCCAGGCGCAAAGGCUCGAGAGGCCGCCGUGAUCGCAGAUGACGACGGAUUGCCAGACGCAAAUCUCGCGGAGGCAAUUGCCGACGCUGACGAUGCCUGUGCGCUCCGGAAGCGCCUGGCUGACACGGCUGACGACUCCGACGUCCGCUCCCGAGCCUCCGACAGUGCUCGGCCGCGGAAGAAGCCCCCUGAGGCCUCCCGCGCCACCGCUGCCACCGCGGCCCAGACAGUCGCGGAGAAGACGCGCACGAGGGAGCAGCGGUCCACCACAGGGCCUGCUCCCGUCCGCCACCCUGACGAGGACGGGUUCAUCACCCCUGCCAGGCGGCACACGGGAGGGGCGCCCCCCCCCCCUCCGCCCAGCGGCCUGCUGCCUCCGAUAGCGCUGCACAGCAGCGACCUGCCUCGUCCAAGGCGGCUGCUGCCCCUGCACCCACGCCUACCGAACAAGCUGCCACCCCUCGCAGGCGCCGCCGACGGCCGCGCCGGACCGCCCCCGCGGCGGACGGGCCGACCACUGAUGCCCCAUUGGCGCGGCAACAGUCCGCCUCUUGGUCUGUGCCCCAGCGGCGACCGCCUCCUACGGUCCGUCCCCAACCUGCUGUUCCUGCCACGGAGGCUGCCCCAGAGGCCCCCACAGCCCACGAUGCGGCUGAGCUCUGUUCGCUCCUGCGUUCAUUGA